AUGGGCAAUCUAGGUGACUUGUCGCCGCAGGGUAGCAUUGCGGUCGGUGUGGUAGUCGGGCUCAUAUCCACUAGCCUACAAGCCAUUGGGCUGACGCUCCAGCGCAAGUCGCAUCUGCUCGAGGACGAGAAGCACCCCUACGAUGUGCGCAGACCACCCUACAAGCGGCGACGAUGGCAACUAGGAAUGGGGAUGUUCGUCAUCUCCAACCUAGUGGGGAGCACCAUUCAGAUCACUACGCUUCCGCUGCCAGUGCUGUCGACACUCCAAGCGUCUGGAUUAGUGUUUAAUACGAUAUUCGCGACACUCAUUCUCAGUGAACCAUUUACCCGAUAUUCCCUUGCGGGCACGAUUCUCGUCUGCACCGGCGCGUUGCUGAUUGCGACGUUCGGCGCCAUCGGAGAACCAGCACAUACGUUAGACCAGCUUCUGGACCUUCUUCAGCGACGGCCGUUCCUCCUGUGGAUGGGGGCUACCGCUUUGCUGGUUGUUGCGGUACUUAUGGCCACUAAGCUGGUAAAGCACUUCCUGCUAUCCUCGCGCGCGAAACCCUCAGCGUCCGGUCAUUUCGCGCCACAUCUCCUACGUCUGCAAAGUCGGAUGAGGACAAUCCGAGGCAUGAGCUAUGGAUUUGUCAGUGGUAUAUUGUCAGCUCACUCGCUUUUGCUAGCGAAGUCAGCAGUGGAGCUUCUCGUGCGCACGGUCGUAGAUCGCGUGAACCAGUUCAAUCGUUGGCAAUCAUGGGUGAUUUUGCUUGGGAUGAUCUUCCUGGCGCUCACGCAGCUGUUCUAUCUCCACCGGGGACUGAAGCUGUGUAGUACUAGUGUUUUAUAUCCUUUCGUUUUCUGCAUCUACAACAUCAUAGCCAUCCUGGAUGGUCUGAUCUACUUCCGGCAAGCGUCCCAACUAGCAGGCUUCCACGCAGGUCUCAUUGCUCUGGGGACACUGGUGCUCCUAGCCGGUGUCUUGUGUCUAUCAUGGCGACUCGAGGAUAUCGACAGCCAUGCCGCUGUUACGACUGGGGGGCCCCACACAAACCGCACUCGGUCCGGGCAUGGCAGGCUGCUGGACGGCCAAGAUGAGGAAUCGCGGAUUGGUGAGCGCGAACCGCUCCUCAAUCCAAAGGCCCACACCCGACAUCUUUCAUAUCAUCGCGGAAGAGCUCCAAGCUUACCGCUAGACCUGCAUCUCGACCGCGACUCCGUCGAUCUAAACGCCGCAUCCAUUUGGGCCGAACUCGACGACUCAGAGUACGGCUCUGAUGACGACCACACGCGGUUCUCAAUCGACCGUCCGCGCAGCGCCAGCGGCAGCGCAAUACGAAACGGCGGCCAAUUACGAGGUCUGAAACGACACUCGACGAUAGCUGCUGUCCCACAAGACCGCAUAAACGGCUCUCGCCGAGUCCUGGGAUCAACACGCGAAAACCAACUGCGGCACGCCUCAGCACCCCUAAAUGGGUUAUGGACCACCCAGCGCAAUCGUCGUAGACCCGGACCUUUCAUUUCUUCUUCAUCUAGCCACGAAACCAGCGGAUACGGAACCAUCCGCGAAGACGGCGAUGAUAUAUACGAACAGGAUGGGCUUCUCGUUCCCCGCUCGCCGGUGACGGAACCAAGCUCAGGUCUUCUUGCCGGUUCAAGGAGAGCUCUUGCAGGCAUCUGGAGGUCCGGAAAACAAUAUCUAUCUCGGUGGAGCAGCCCGCAGGCGGGCGGGCAGCAGCCAGGCUGA
Messenger RNA from Penicillium bovifimosum, 1731 nucleotides. RefSeq lists its product as uncharacterized. Gene Ontology annotation, cellular component: membrane. NCBI's taxonomy places the organism in Eukaryota, Fungi, Ascomycota, Eurotiomycetes, Eurotiales, Aspergillaceae. The transcript is spliced from 4 exons. Gene Ontology annotation, biological process: magnesium ion transport. The record is from RefSeq and is a predicted model, not a curated record. Gene Ontology annotation, molecular function: magnesium ion transmembrane transporter activity. Bases 1 to 1731 code for a protein of 576 amino acids.